Aspergillus puulaauensis is the source of this 1917-nucleotide messenger RNA. RefSeq names its product fungal specific transcription factor domain-containing protein. Gene Ontology annotation, cellular component: nucleus. NCBI's taxonomy places the organism in Eukaryota, Fungi, Ascomycota, Eurotiomycetes, Eurotiales, Aspergillaceae. Gene Ontology annotation, biological process: regulation of DNA-templated transcription. Gene Ontology annotation, molecular function: transcription cis-regulatory region binding; DNA-binding transcription factor activity, RNA polymerase II-specific. Bases 1 to 1917 code for a protein of 638 amino acids. The transcript is spliced from 6 exons. The record is from RefSeq and is a predicted model, not a curated record.
AUGCUUUCAAGAAACAGCCCUGCAGUCGAUGUGAGAAACUCGAGUUACGAUGCGUCUUGUCGGAGGGAUUCCGGAGGGAGCACAAACGGCAGCAGGAAGUACGAGCAGCUGGAGAAGGAAACUGAUGAGUUGAGAAAGCAACUGUCCGCACAAGCAUCGUCCAGUCUACGCCACCCAGCCCAGGAAGUCCCUGCUAUGAUGUUGUUACCCAAUCCCGCGGACGGUGGGUUCAGGCGUCUCGGAGCGGCACCGGGGCUGGGGGAUGACGAUAAUAACCUUGGAUAUGCUACCUAUGCUACGGCUGAUGGGUCGCACUUUUUGCUUUCCGAGGCUGGCCCUGAUGCGCUGCCCCAUCUUGCCGCCGCUACGCUGGAUACCUCUGCGUGCAACAGUUCAAAGCUCGCUGAUUUGGUACCUGGGUCUAUGUAUAAGCACACCGUUACUGGACAGGCCAGACCACAACCUCUACAGCCCCCUGUCGGGAUGGGCCCGGUGGUGUCGACGAAGAAGCAUCUUGCCUUGGCUGGGGUCGACCCUAACCGUACGUUACCUCGAACGAUUUCUGGUGUGAGCUUGAGCGGAGAUGAAAUCGACGAGAUAUUUGAUCUUUUCUACCGCCAGUACGCACAUUUCAUACCCGUCCUCGACACAAAAAGCACACCGAACCAUACAUACGAACAAUCUGACUUCUUAUUCUGGGCUAUAAUCGGAACCGCCUCGAAAACGUGUGUUAAGAACCCGACUCUCUUCCCAGCCCUUGUCAAACCUAUAGUAGACUUGGCAUUCCUUUCCCCCCUGUCAGGCUGUGGACCGUGGAAUAUUGUGCAGGGCCUACUUAUCGUUCUCAACUGGCCUUUCCCCAAGAAUGACGAUGGGAUUGACAUUAUAUUCCCCUUGGCAGGACUGCUACUGCACGUGGCCAUGCAGUAUGGCAUGCACAACCCAGUAUCUAGCCAUGAGUUCUACAAGACAAGGCAUCAGCUGCCGUCGCCGGUCGACAUCACCCAUCGUUCGGAACUAUGGGCAUACACCAUAAUCACUUAUCAGCGUGCAUGCCUGAUGAAAGGACAACCCCCUCGAUCUCUACCAGACCUCACUCAAGACAUAAGCCAACGCAAGGUCCUAUACCAGCACAUGUCUCCGUACGUUCGGAUCCGCCUGAAGGCCCAGGAGAUCGUCACGCAGUGCGGCACAGCCGUAAACGAAUACGGCGUCCUUAAUUUAGCUGCUGCAGAAGAGCGCGGACUCGACCUUCUUCUGAAGGCAUACGAACAGCGAGUUUGUGACCUGCACAUUGAUGCACCGACAUCAAUGGUCCGCUUCGACGUCCUCGUGGCUAGUCUUAGCGUGCAGGGAAUGCACUUCUUGAAAAACCUUACGCUAUACGCCGACAACUGCCUAAGAAAACUCCAGACCGCCGCCUGUGCUGUAAUCGACGCCAUCCAAAUAAUGGCCCACGAGCUCGAGUCUCUAGCUGUUUGCCCCUCUCAGGUCUGGUUUGGCCUUCUCCUCGCUGGGUCAAUUCUGCUACGCAUGAUCAAGGGCCACGAUACCGACAUCGUCGACUUCGGCAAAGCGAGAGAGUACUUCAUGAAGUCGUUGAAUUUGACAAAACUCAUGAUCGUAACCAACAGUGAUAUGCCAACGAGGAUAGUUACUUGCUUAAGCCAGCUAUAUAACAGCAACAAGGCGUUUCGGAAACCAGAUGGGAGUAUCUUGGUUGCGCUAAGGAUUCGCAGUCGCCUUGCCCUGGCACCGGUUAUUGAUACGAUGUGGUGGUGGAAGGAGGAAUUUGAGCCAGCGCUAGCUGUCCCCGAGGAAAGCAGCGAAAAUGUUCCUGCCAGCAUUGAGUCCGUGAACCUAUACAAUGACCAGUUCUGGACAGACCUUGAGUGGGCACUCAACAUCCCUGAUUAG